Chilo suppressalis (striped riceborer) is the source of this 603-nucleotide messenger RNA. NCBI's taxonomy places the organism in Eukaryota, Metazoa, Arthropoda, Insecta, Lepidoptera, Crambidae. The record is from the annotation of a GenBank genome assembly.
AUGUCAAGACCAGGAGAAAGACCGAAUCAAGCGCAGACAUAUAAAUUAGUGGUAGUAGGCGGUGGUGGAGUCGGGAAAAGUGCAAUCACAAUACAAUUUAUUCAGAGUUAUUUUGUGACUGAUUAUGACCCUACUAUUGAGGACAGUUAUACAAAGCAAUGUGUCAUUGAUGACAUUCCGGCUAAAUUGGACAUUUUGGAUACUGCUGGUCAAGAAGAAUUCAGUGCGAUGAGAGAGCAGUACAUGAGGUCAGGAGAAGGCUUCCUGCUGGUGUUCUCGGUGGCGGACCACGCCAGUUUUGAUGAGCUCUACAAAUUCCACAAACAGAUCCUCCGAGUCAAGGACAGAGAUGAGUUUCCCAUGUUAAUGGUUGGGAACAAAGCUGAUCUGGAGAUGCAAAGAGUGGUGUCACUCGAUGAGGCGCAGGCACUCUCGAGACAGUUAAAGGUGCCGUACAUAGAGUGCAGUGCGAAGGCGCGAAUGAAUGUUGAUCAGGCUUUCCACGAGUUAGUCCGGUUGGUUCGCCGAUUCCAAGAGGCAGAGAGAAUACACGUCAAGUCCGAGUACAGGAGCGGCAAGAAGAAAACUUGCGCCAUCUUGUAA